AUGGCCGGAGAGAUUGAGAGGUUGAUCGAAUGGCUAAUCGAUGACAUUUCAUGCCACGGUGAUCGAGGCUAUCCUGUGUCGCAGACACUGGCUACCAUUCAAGACUAUCACCAUGGCACUGUCAGGCAUGACACUCCCAGUGCGAUCAUGCCCGCCGCGGCAGCGGUUCUUGCCAUGCCGGAACCAGAGGCUUUCCCUUCACCCCGCCGGGCAGACGAUGCCCUCGAGGGCGUUACCUCUGUAUUACAGAGCCCAAAGGACCAUGAAGGUGGUCAAGUAAGCCAGCUUCGCGCAGGAGAAACGCCGGUUACAGCCUUCCGCCCCAGAAUCUACGCCUCAGCCGAUCGAAUGUGGGAAUCUAUUGCUGGCCAUUCUGCGGAUUUCAAGCGAGUUCCGAGGUUGGAGUGGGCGGCUUUAGUGGGAAUUGCCACGACGAAGAGUGAUGGAAUCCUCCAGGGAGAUCUAUGCCGGCUGAUCGGUCAAGACAAGCGAUCUCUCCCGAAAAGGACCGAUUCGCUGGCCCAGAAAGGGUACAUCACGAAAAGAACGACGUUGGUACGAGGCGUGAAAACGAGCAAGAUGUGGCUGCGACGGUUAGCCCCGAGCAUGCCGACUAAUCCCACGCAAACCGGCCGUGGCGAACGCACGAGCGUGAACUGGUGCCGGGAAGCGCUCACUGCCGACAUGGAACCUGUCGCAUGGUGCGAUCGUUGGACUGGCAAAUCUAUAGAUACCCACAUGCUGGCUAAGACGGCCAUCGAGAUCAUCAAAGCCUGGAAAAUCAUCAGGUAUGAUGACCUACGCCGCAAGCUGGGGAUUGAAGGCCUGAAAUGGCAGAUGAAGACCCAAGCGAGGCUAUGUCGUUGGAUGGUCAGAAGAGGCAUCGUCCAGUACGUUGCCGCGACCUUGGGGGAGCGGCUCUUCAAAGAUUGUCUGAAGUUUAAUCGCGACUUUUCAGCUGACGACUGGGAUUCAUACCUGGCCACUGGCAAAGUCAAAGCACGAACAAACCCUGAAACUGAAGAACUGGCGCAAUACAGGGAGGCGAAUCUCGAUACACCGAACAGGAGUAGUUCGAUCAGCGGAAGCAGGGAUCGCUACACCACCGCAGGACGUACAUCAACAAAUCGAGGUGGCAUUGCUUGUCAAGAUCAAUGGAAGCCCGAAAAGCCAUUACCGACCACCGUUAUGGAUGUCAUCAGAGCUGGGGAUGCCAGGGGCGUUCCAAACAGACAGAUAGGCAAACAUACCAUGGGCCCACCGUUCACACGAUAUGUGUCGUCUAUUUCGACAACGCUGGCAACACCCGCUCUUCAGCCCUCGCAUCUCACCCAAUUUCAAGUUUCCAGUCAGCUGCAUAGAGUAGAGAAAUCGGCUAUAUAUCUCUUCUCUCUUCCCCAGCUUCCGGAUUACAGACGAAACAACACUAUUGCGCAAGCUCAUUCUCAUGUACCCGACUUUUUCUUUGCCGCAGAAGAUCUAGUCGACGGACCUAAUGUCCAACAAAACAAGGGGUUCAGCAUGCCCAUGCAACAUGAUCUUUCUGACCAGUUGCUCGGCUUGAGCGCACUUGCUCGCGUCCCGAAUGAGAGACGGCAGUGGAAAUCUAUACGAAUAGCACCCCAAGAGAUGUCUCAUACACAACUAGAGUUGGACAAGCGAAGCCAUAUUUCGGCAACCCCGGCACGCUUGACACACGAUGACGCCACGAACUUGACGCCUGCCAUCUCUACACCUUGUCAUAGUAUCCGUAUCUCAGACGAGAUGCCUGGAACUGCCGCGUCGUUUCCGGAUGAUAUAGAUGACCUUGGAAUACAGAACAUCCGUCCAACUCGACGUUCGUUGAUAGUCAGUCUGAAGGUGAGACCCUCGGCGCUUUCAAGACUGCUAGCACUGCCUUCAUCCCCGAAGCUCCGGAAGACUCCAGACUUGAUCGCCAACUCCCACACACCAAGUUUCGAUGAAGUCAACGGACUGAGUCUGGAUGGUAGCCAUCCCGGCAACUUAAACAUAGUUGAAGAUUCUGAACGCGGCUCUUCAAUCAGGGUUACAACCAACUACCCUGACGAACAACCGAGUGAACCAACGCAGCUGGGCGACAAGACGGAGGGUCUACAACCCAGCACUUCUCUAGUGACAAAGCGAGGGCGUUCCAAGGCGAAGAGCACAAAAACCUCAAAGCAGCAGAAAAAGGGCAACAAAGCUGGCGUUUUCACCUGCGAAAAAUGUGGUGGCGUGUGGAAGAACGACAACGGAUUAAAGUACCACCUGGAGAAAUCAGCUUCAUCUUGCAAUUCAGCCUAUGUCCCGCCUACGCCUAAGGCACACCAGUCUCAAGCCAAGGCAGCUCGCCUGUCGACACAAGAAUCAAUGGGAGAAAACACGCCGAUCUUGGAGAGAUCCGCAAGGUCGGCACGGGCUACUGGAAACCGUGGUUCGUCAGCACAGCUCGUGCAGGACACCGCUUUGAACCUGGCACAUCGGAAUACUCUUCAAGCCCACGCCUCCGUUCUACUUGCACGAACUCAUCAUAGGCGCCGAACCUCCGCCGAAUCUUGCGCCGCCCAAGUCGAUAUACUAUUGGGUCGUCCCAGUCUCACAGCCGACUCCAGUGAUGCUACGGCACUUGGCUCUCCAAGUACGAAGGAAACCCUUGGGGUCAAGCCUGGUGGCUUGAUAGAUUUGCCGACCGUCAGCACAAAGAACGCGCUGCAUACAGAGUGGCAUGCUCGGCCAGGUGCAGAUCGCGGCGUACGUCUCAAGGCCCCCGUGACACCGAGAAAGAGCGACUACUUCGGUGUUGCCGGUCCGACAAGUCCUGAAACGGCGAGCAUCGCUCCUAGUAACCAGAAUGGGCACAUUCGUCCCCUGUCAAAGGAGCCGAGGAAGCGAUCGCAGCCUGCAAACUCUGCUGUUGGCGAACAGGAUACACACAAUGGGUAUAAAAAAACCACAGAAAGCAGACUGCCGCCGUAUUCUUUGUCUCCUGAUCGUAUGGAAUUAUCAAAGGCGAGGAAAGAUACAAACGAGGUCAAAAUGACAGAGAUCUCGACUGUUGAGGCAGGUGGCGAAACACUCAGGUAUCCGAAAUUCCGCAUGCCUACAAUUGCGGAUGAGCAGGACACAAACGGAUACGCCCCGGACUCCCGCCUUCAUCGUGCCUCUCAAAUCAUGCUAUAUCUCAUUCAAAACAACAAUGGCGUAUUUCCGGGUGACCGAUCUGCCUAUCUUGCGUUCCUCUCAGUAUGGGAAAGGACUUUUCCUUCUGACCCGCCGCCGAGCAACAACAAUGUUCAGGUCGCCAUCAACAAACUAGUCAGCAGGAAGAAGAUCGUCAAGACCACCCAUGCGUUCAGGGACGCCAAGGGAGCCUUCAAGUCUGCUAAUGUGCUUCUCGCGCGUGGCACGGAUCCUUUCUGUCCGGCAGCUGUUGCAGUGAAGGAAAGAAUCAUUGCAGAACACCCACGUCCAUAUGUCUUGGCCGAAUUCACACCUUCCGCAGAGAUGUUUGGGCAAGACCAGAAGAUGUGGAAGGGAGAACCAAUCUUCUCCAACAGACGUAAGCUGGAGAAUGACGUGGGAAUACUGGACGCACCGUUCUACGUCAAUGAAAGUCUCAAGAAAAGAAAGCCCAAGGGCGUGGAAGUAGAUGAUGCUUCUCCGUCAAAGCGGCACAGACCAGAUUCUAGAGCUUCGGCUGGGAUAGACAGUAAAGGGCCCAUGGUUGGCACCACUGGUAGGCCGUCGCAGGCUGCUAGGACCCCCCCCUACAUACCAACCCAUCAUGUGGCUGCGUUCAAACACCAGGCGGCGUAUCUAGAGUUGACCUUUCUGGAACCUAAUACGUGCCUUGAUGAGGACGACGAACCUAGCCAUAUACUGCCAACAGCCACAGACGUACAACAACACAUUGGCAUGCUGUCGGGAGAGGAGAUCAACCAAAGCUCUGACCGUUUUGACUUUACUGCAACGAGGGAGAUCUUGCAGCACGGGACAGAAUGGCCACCGCUAGAUGUCAACUUCUUCGAGCAGAAUAAUAGUUUUGCUAUGGAUGGAUGGAUGCCAGAUUCUCAGUGGUUUCUACGGUGUGGGUUACCACAUAGUCUGGACGAAAUGAUUUCAGCCGAAAGCACUGGAAAGGACGAGCAGCAUGAUGGUGGCGAGGCGGACUUCAUGAAACAAGUCAAUGGGUGCCGCCGAUGGGAGAUUUCAUUUGAAGCCAAAAGUCUGGUCGCGCUCGGCUCGAUCGCACCCAACUACAUCUUCAUCAACCAUCGCAUGGACACUCACGUUGAGUGGCAUGUGCAGACCCUGCUAUGGAGUCCAGAAAAUCAGCUAGGUUUCCGAGGCAAUCAUAUUGAUACGAACCAGCACGACUCGGAUCAGAAUGCUGAGAUUCAACCACUCAAACGGCGAAAAUAUACGCCCCGAACACGAUCUAGGCUAGAGCCUACGGUUCAAAUGGAUAUGAAGUACAGAACUUUGUUGCCAUGGUCGCGUAGCUCGGGUGCCGAAACGGAGAUGUUGGAGGGCCAGACUCUGGAUGGGGAAGAUGAUGCUGUGGUUAUUGCCGCCUUUGUGGCCACGCGGACACUGCUUGGUGGUGCAGACAAGUACAUUGAAUGGGGCCUGAUGAUGAGGCUUUUCCCCAGCAGAUCGCUCGCCUUUCUGCGGAAAUUCUGGUCCAAAACGCGUCGAGAUCGGCCUGCGUCAGUGAAGCAACUGACUGAGCGGUUCCAGAAACGCUUCAUCGCGGCGUAUGAACGGAACGAAAUACCUCCGCUAGAUUUCGACAACUAUGUUCGCUACGACUGGGUCAGCCUUAUUCGAUGGACCGCGAGCCUUGUCGAGGACUCAGUCACCCUUCCGUCAGGCCGAGCGGACCUAGAACAACACUUCACGCUGGAGGACGCCGUGGCCGACGUGCACGAUUGGCAAGAAGAUUACUACAAUGUCCAGUCAUCCAUAUACAGCAGACUCGAAGCCGUUACCUCGAAGUCGGCUGUAGUGUUGCUCGAUGAAGGCAGGAAAAGCACGGCUCAGGAGCCAGAUCUUGUCAAGGCGAAAACCUGGAUCCGGUCACUCUGUUCUACACAGCAAGGGCUGUAUACUCCGCAGCAAACAAGAGUCAAAAUGGCCAACCUGACUGAGAAUGGCGAGGCAUAUAAUAACGAAUUGCUUGAAAGGGCCAUCGACACUCUCCAAGCUCAAAAUGUUAUUGCGAGGACAAGAAGGCGGCGAUACGAGAACAGGUCAUACCGACUCUCUGAGUGGUACUUGCCACGGCUGGUCAAACAGAGCCACGAACAAAAAUACCUCGACGCUGUUGCCUUCAAGACACUGCUAGACGCCAAGUUUCGUCGUGAUGAAGAGGUUAGGAUUCCAUACGUCAUCAGGGAUGGCGAAGUCAUGGCCAUGAUUAAUCUGCAAGCCCACGGCAGAGUAACGAUAUCCCCCGUCGACAUGCCGCAGAUUCCAUUGGGAUUCAAGCCUGGUGUCUACGAAAGCCGCAAAUUCCCAAAAACGUUCUACAACUUUGGGCUGCAGAUCACGCCAACGCCAACAUAUGUGUAUGACGAUGAUAUGCAUGUUCUUCAACAGUCUCAGGGAGAUUGCCCGGCGAGUCAAAGCGCGGAGGGUGUGCUGCCUCUUUGGUCUGACUUCUUUGGAGCGCUCAAGGUCGACCGUUGGCGACAAGUACUGGGCGCUGUCGUGUUCGCGAUCGCUAUGCGUGGUCCGUUGGAUCUAAGAGGCGUGGUUGCAACUCUGAAGCCAAAUCUAGAGGAUUUUGAGGUUCAACUGGUCAUCGAAUGGGGCUUACGAAACGAAGUCUUAAAGUCCGCCUCGCCCCGAGGAGCAAGCUAUACAACAGCGGAGUGGUGGUGGCUCAUAGUCGGGAGCCAGGGUGUCUUGAAGGGAAGUUAA
This is a messenger RNA of Verticillium dahliae VdLs.17, 5925 nucleotides long. RefSeq lists its product as uncharacterized. Gene Ontology annotation, cellular component: transcription factor TFIIIC complex. Gene Ontology annotation, molecular function: DNA binding. Gene Ontology annotation, biological process: transcription initiation at RNA polymerase III promoter; 5S class rRNA transcription by RNA polymerase III. The coding region runs from base 1 to 5925 and encodes 1974 amino acids. The record is from RefSeq and is a predicted model, not a curated record. The transcript has 3 exons. Lineage: Eukaryota; Fungi; Ascomycota; Sordariomycetes; Glomerellales; Plectosphaerellaceae.